AUGCAAGCUGCUUGGCUAACAUGCGGACUUCUGCUCGCAUGUGCAGCACGCGUGUUGUGGUGGAUGUUGGAGCGAGUGUCUUGGGACCGCAGAAAGAACAGGCGCAGAUGGGCUGACGCGCCGCUGCCUUUACAGUCACUCGUCGUUCUUGGUUCUGGAGGUCACACGAUGGAGAUGCUGUCUCUCCUCAGAGACUUGGACCAAGACAAGUACAAAUGUCAGUUCAUCAUGGGCGAGACAGAUUCCACAUCCUUGAAGAAGGUUCAAGCAGUCCGCCCUGACUUGGCGGCGCAUCCGCAUCGCUUCCAUACGAUUCCACGAAGCAGGGAGGUUGGACAAUCCUGGGCAUCCUCGUUGCCUUCAACCCUGAAGGCUUUCAUCGCCUGCUUGAGUCUCGUCUGGAAACUGCAUCCGCAGGUGUUGAUCGUUAACGGGCCAGGUACGUGCAUACCAGUUGUGGCCGCUGCGCUGCUCUUCGAGCUCGUGACUUUCAGAAGUUGUUCCCUGGUGUUUGUUGAAAGUGUUUGCAGAGUCAAGUCACUGUCCAUGACUGGCAAACUUGUGUACCUCGUGUCAGAUAGCUUCAUCGUGCACUGGCCAGAGCUAGCCGAGAGGUAUCCUAAAGCUCAGUACUUGGGUGUGCUGCUUUGA
Molecule: messenger RNA, 651 nt
Organism: Symbiodinium pilosum
Lineage: Eukaryota; Dinophyceae; Suessiales; Symbiodiniaceae
Source: the annotation of a GenBank genome assembly